This is a messenger RNA of Eruca vesicaria subsp. sativa (arugula), 1908 nucleotides long. The record is from the annotation of a GenBank genome assembly. Lineage: Eukaryota; Viridiplantae; Streptophyta; Magnoliopsida; Brassicales; Brassicaceae.
CUCGUAUCCUCAAAAAAGAAACGUCUCGAGUACAGUUUCAUUCAUCUUUCUCUCCGUCACUUUAGGAUCUUAAAGCAAUGUACAGAGCUUUGGCGAGCAGAGCACUGAGAGCUAAGUCUCUCUGUGACACCAAAUCCUCGACCGUCCUUGCUUCUUUCACCUCUUCCAGGUUGAAUCAUUCUAUACCGUUUGCUACCGUAGAUGCCGAGGAGAUAUCUGGUGCUCACCCUGCUGAAGUACAGAGCUUUGUUCAGGGAAAGUGGAUAGGGUCUUCGAACUAUAACACGCUUCUGGAUCCUCUCAAUGGAGAACCAUUCAUUAAAGUUGCUGAAGUGGAUGAAUCAGGAGUUCAGCCGUUUAUUGAGAGCUUAGCUCAGUGUCCAAAACAUGGUCUGCAUAACCCUUUCAAGUCUCCAGAGAGAUACCUUUUAUAUGGAGAUAUCUCCACAAAGGCAGCUCAUAUGCUCGCUUUACCUAAUGUAUCUGAUUUCUUCACGAGGUUGAUUCAAAGGGUUGCUCCAAAGAGUUACCAGCAAGCUGCUGGAGAAGUCUUUGUCACAAGAAAGUUCUUAGAGAACUUCUGCGGUGAUCAGGUGCGUUUCCUGGCACGGUCUUUUGCAGUACCUGGGAAUCACCUUGGGCAGCAAAGUCAUGGCUACCGCUGGCCUUAUGGUCCUGUAACGAUUGUUACACCAUUCAAUUUUCCACUUGAGAUUCCACUACUUCAGCUGAUGGGGGCUUUAUACAUGGGUAACAAACCUCUUCUUAAAGUGGACAGCAAGGUGAGCAUUGUAAUGGAGCAAAUGAUGAGAUUGCUGCACUAUUGUGGUUUGCCCGUUGAAGAUGUUGACUUUAUUAAUUCCGAUGGGAAGACUAUGAACAAGAUAUUGCUAGAGGCGGAUCCAAGGAUGACUCUCUUCACAGGUAGCUCUAGAGUAGCUGAAAAGUUGGCACUUGACCUCAAGGGUCGGAUUAGACUGGAAGAUGCUGGUUUUGAUUGGAAAGUCUUGGGACCAGAUGUUCAGGAGGUUGAUUAUGUUGCAUGGGUAUGUGAUCAAGAUGCAUACGCGUGCAGUGGACAGAAGUGUUCUGCACAGUCUAUGCUUUUUGUGCACGAGAACUGGGCAAAAACUCCUCUUCUUUCCAAGUUAAAAGAACUUGCCGGAAGACGCAAGCUGGAAGACUUGACCAUUGGUCCUGUCCUAACAUUCACAACUGAGGCAAUGUUGGAGCACAUGGAGAAUCUGCUUAAGAUUCAAGGCUCAAAGCUACUCUUUGGUGGGAAACCAUUGAAGAACCACUCAAUUCCUUCUAUCUACGGAGCAUUGGAGCCCACUGCAGUUUAUGUUCCCAUUGAAGAAAUCUUGAAGGACACUAAAACCUACGAACUCGUCACCAAAGAAAUCUUUGGACCGUUUCAGAUUGUAACGGAAUACAAAAAGGAUCAACUUCCUCUUGUGUUGGAUGCUUUGGAGAGGAUGCACGCUCAUCUAACUGCAGCUGUUGUUUCAAACGACCCCAUCUUUAUCCAGGCAAAUCCUUUCACCAUCAUCAAUCAAUCAAUCAAUCUCUUAACUAUCUUCUAAUGAUGUAGCAAAUGCGUGCAGGAAGUGAUAGGGAACUCGGUGAAUGGGACUACAUAUGCUGGACUCAGAGGAAGAACAACCGGAGCUCCUCAGAAUCACUGGUGAGCUCAAUAACUAACAUCACUCUCAUUCCUUUUUUUCUGAGAGAAAAAAUGCUAAAUGGUAUUAUUAUAUAAACACAGGUUUGGACCUGCUGGAGAUCCAAGAGGAGCAGGGAUAGGAACACCAGAGGCUAUAAAGCUGGUGUGGUCAUGCCACAGAGAGGUCAUCUAUGACUAUGGUCCUAUUCCACAAGGUUGGGAACUUCCUGCAUCUACUUAAA